GUGUAUACUCUCUUAAAGGGAUCGCAGCUGCUCCGUUCAAACUUUGCGGAGCUCCAUUUUUUUUUUACCAUUGUUAUAUUUUUUUCAUAUUUUAAGUUCUCGCAAAUUUUUUCUUAAAGUCACCAAGGUUUUCUCAAAAGCUUAUAUCACGAUUUGAAGCAAAAGUGGCUGUAACGUCAAGGAAAAUGCAAGGUAUACAUGUAACCGUUUUAUGUGGAAUUUUAAUGAGUCUCACUGGUUGGACUUCAGCGCAACAUAGACAGCAAGACUGGUAUGAAACUACUCUCGAAUAUCAAAUCUACCCACGAUCGUUCAAAGACUCGGACGGUGAUGGGACCGGCGAUAUCAAAGGAAUUAUCGAGAAGCUGGAUUACUUGGCAGACUUAGGAGUCGAGACGAUUUGGCUUCAGCCUUUCUACAAAUCCCCUAUGCGAGACAAUGGUUAUGAUGUCUCCGAUUUCAGGGCACCGGACCCGAUGUUUGGAUCGAUGGACGAUGUUAAGAAUAUGAUCAGAGCUAUAAAAGAAAGAGGUAUGAAGUUGGUUAUUGAUUUUGUCGUAAACCACUCAAGUGACGAGCAUGAAUGGUUUAAACUGUCGGAACAAGGAGUCGAGCCUUACAAAGAUUAUUACAUUUGGAAUGACGGAAAGAAAAUAAACGAAACUCAUUCAGAAGUUCCAAACAACUGGGUCAGUAUUUUCGAAGGAUCAGCAUGGACGUGGAGUCCGAUACGAAAGCAAUACUAUUACCACGCGUUCGCUAUCAAACAACCUGAUUUAAAUUUCCGUAACCCAAAACUUCGAGAGGAAAUCAAUAAUUUGAUGAGAUUCUGGAUGGAUCUGGGGGUGGACGGCUUCAGAGUGGACGCGGCAAAGUGGUUAUUUGAAGCAACACAUUUGCUAGAUGAACCCAUCCGACCUGGUAGGAGGCACACAUGGUUUGGCAUGGACCAUAUUUACACACUUAGCCAACCUGAGUCCUUUGAUUUGGCGCGCGAGUGGAGGAUGACUAUGGAAGAGCAAAAGAAAAAGGACGGAGUAACGAAGUUGCUGUCCAUAGAGGAGUUCGGUACUGCAGAUUACUUGGUCAAAUACAUGGGCAAUUCGACUCAUCCAGGUGCGCAGAUGCCCUUCAACUUCCAUUUCAAAAUGUUGACAUACGAAGCCACCCCUGCGCGUAUUGCUCAAAUCAUCCGCGAUUGGCAAAAGUUUCUGCCUGAGGGAGGCGUCUUCAAUUGGGCGGCGGAGAGUCACGAUCGACCUCGGCUGCCAACUCGCAUGGGCCCCGAAGCUGCGGAUUCGUGGAACAUGCUCCAAAUACUUCUCCCUGGGAUCCUAAACGUCUACUACGGAAUGGAGCUCGGUAUGGAGGACUGUUACAUUCGUCCGGACCAACGGAAGGACGCCAUUGGCCGCAACGAGGACGAUCCUACCACGAGGGAUACAUCCAGAACCCCUAUGAUGUGGGACGACACUAAAAACGCCGGUUUCUCAACAGCAGAAAAAACUUGGUUACCCGUCCAUCCAAACUAUUUUCAGAAAAAUGUAAAAUCUCAACUGGCAGAUCCUCACAGUCAUUUGAAUACCUUUAAACGGCUGGUUAAGCUCAGGAAAACACCCAUCAUCAAAUUAGGCCGACUUGAUACUUACGUAUUGCGCGAAUGGGUUUUCAUGUACACCAGGAUUCUAGAAAAUGAAACAGUCCUAGUCAUCGUUAAUCUUGGAACGGAGACAGAAAAAAUAUGCGCUAAGAAUAUAGCACGAGAUUUGCCUGAUUCAAUGACAGUUCACACGCCUAGUUUCAACUCCCGCUUCAAAAUAGGGGAUAAGGUGACUCUCACGUCGACAGGAGGGCAAUCCUGUUCAGAGUUGAGACCCAAAGCUGGCCUGGUCCUUACCAACACGCCCGCGGUGCCUGAACCUGCAGUCAGUUCUAGCGCUGCAUUAAAUCAUUUCAUAUGCCUAAUCGUCCUCGCGGUUGGAAUCAGUAUUUUGGCGCCAGGCAUUCUAUAGAUCAACGUUCAUGCUGGUGGGAACAUCCCAACAUAGCUGAGCCUUUGCCUUCUGGAAACCAAACUUUCGUCCAGUUCCAACGCUAUGUUGACUCAUUUUAUCGUGUUAGGCUCAUCCGAGGCUCUUAGGCACCCGUCCUGCCGUGAUAGCGAAGAGAGCAGUAAGUGCUUUUUUGUAUGAGCCAUGCGGUUGACACAUGCUAUAAUGUGUCUCGAGGUUCAUCCUAGCAUGCACCUAUACUGCAGUGCUAAGGAAGAAACCGUAUGAACCUUCAGGCGUUGCCAAAUUUCCUUUGAUGAAACACGAAUUUCCUAAUAAACUUUUGAAUAUUUUCCUUCCAGUUUUUCAGAUAAUUUGUUCGCAAUUUCACCUAAAGUUCCUAAAAAUUUCAGGGGAAAAUAUACAUAUCUUUACAAUCAAAAAUAAACAUUUCAUCGAAGGAAAUUUGGCAAUUCUCGAAUGUUCAUACGGCGUUCUUCCUUAGCACGGCUGUACUGCUCUCUUCGCCAUUUCGGCAGCGUGCUUAGAGUCCCAUCCUCUGAGAAAGUGCACAGUAUGAUUUAGUGACUAUGUCAUUCGAUAUUCGAUGUAUACCCCAGCGCUCCAUCCAGGGCAACGGAAAAGUUUUUAUAUAUAUUUGUAUUAAAACACUAUUAACCAUUUUGCCGCUCUUUUUAAGAGUUGUACCAUUUUACAGCGGUAAAUCCAAUGUAAUAACGCGUUCACUAAAUCAGUCUAUUGUUUAAAUUAGUACUACGUACUGCACACUUUUUUCUUUAAUUUCCAAAGGUUUUUUUGUGUAUUUAUUGUUUGUGUAUUCGAGUUUAUUCGUUCUUAAAUGUGUUUUUAUUGUGAAUUCAAAACUUGGGUAUAAGAUUAUACCCCAGGCUGAAGAUUAACUAUGGUGAUGUUUUAUGCUCGCACUAAGCCGAAUAGUAUAAGCCAAAUGCCAUUACUAUGGCAGGUCACGAACUUGGAUUUUCUGACUGGUGUAUCUUACCACCUAUGUCUUUGUAUAUGUUGUUGAUUAGCUUACAGUCAAGUUCCUAAUUUUUGUGAUCAGUUCCUCUUAACGGGUAGGAAGUAUUUCUAUUUUUUUAUGUACGGGAGGUUUCUAUACGCAUUUUGUAAAUAUAUUUGAUGUCGAUUAAAAUAACCACA
Molecule: messenger RNA, 3173 nt
Organism: Bemisia tabaci
Lineage: Eukaryota; Metazoa; Arthropoda; Insecta; Hemiptera; Aleyrodidae
Product: maltase A3
Biological process (GO): carbohydrate metabolic process
Source: RefSeq, a predicted model, not a curated record